This is a messenger RNA of Carassius auratus (goldfish), 915 nucleotides long. Its product is annotated as transcription factor 15-like. Gene Ontology annotation, biological process: regulation of transcription by RNA polymerase II; developmental process. The transcript is spliced from 2 exons. Bases 203 to 745 code for a protein of 180 amino acids. The record is from RefSeq and is a predicted model, not a curated record. Gene Ontology annotation, molecular function: RNA polymerase II transcription regulatory region sequence-specific DNA binding; protein dimerization activity; DNA-binding transcription factor activity, RNA polymerase II-specific. NCBI's taxonomy places the organism in Eukaryota, Metazoa, Chordata, Actinopteri, Cypriniformes, Cyprinidae.
UGGAGGACGCGCUUCCAGAUGAUCUUUAACAUGUGAUGAGAUUGUCCAACUGCUGAAACACAUAUCAGGGUUUGGCGAUGCAGUGUUUGCGUGGCUAGUGCUUGACAACAAGCCAUCGUUUCAUUUUGGAUACUUUGGAUACUUCUCUCUCGGUUUCAUCAAGCGCUUUUCACUCAGAUCGGAGUCCAGAUAAUUUUUAGUGAUGGCAUUUGCCAUGCUACGGCCCAUGGCGACUCAUCGAGCGUACCCGGAUGUUGCCAUGAUGUCCGAGGAUGAGGAGAACCGCAGCGAGAGCGACGGCAGCUCGGAGCAGAGCUACGGCUGCUGUCUCAGUGCGGAGAAGCGGCGGCAGAUGUCCACGGUGAGCAGUGUGGUGAUAGUAAAGCAACGGAACGCAGCCAACGCGCGGGAACGCGACAGGACGCAGAGCGUCAACACUGCUUUCACGGCGUUACGGACUCUUAUUCCCACCGAGCCGGUGGACAGAAAACUGUCAAAAAUUGAGACUCUGCGCUUAGCCUCCAGUUACAUUUCACAUCUGGCCAAUGUGCUCCUGAUAGGGGACGGAGGAGAGGACGCGCAGCCGUGCGUGAGCGCGGUUUACAGCGCGCAGGGGGACAGCGGAGGAAAGCAGCCGCGCACCAUAUGUACUUUUUGCCUCAGCAGCCAGAGAAAAGGGAUAAAGGACGGGACUGACUGUGUCCGUAUGCGGGGUAUCACGUCAUUGCGCGUGACACGCCGGUAGCAGCGGCAGCGGCUCGUGAGAUAAAGCCGCAACUCAGGGAGCGCGAGAGGUGAGCGAGACUCCUCGCGACGGAGAUUAUCGGGAGACUCGCCAUUCAAACAAGAGUUAAUUUUGAGUUUUCUGUAUCUUUUCCUUGUGUGAUUUGUAUAAAGAUAUGAACAUUUUAAAUG